Kwoniella mangroviensis CBS 8507 is the source of this 297-nucleotide messenger RNA. RefSeq lists its product as uncharacterized. NCBI's taxonomy places the organism in Eukaryota, Fungi, Basidiomycota, Tremellomycetes, Tremellales, Cryptococcaceae. The coding region runs from base 1 to 297 and encodes 98 amino acids. The transcript has 3 exons. The record is from RefSeq and is a predicted model, not a curated record.
AUGAUUUGGCUGAUAUACUUGACUGAUUCACUCAAUGCGGAUAUAGCUGCCAACCUGAAUGCAAAUGUGCUCCAGGCAAGUGCGAGUGCGGAUCAUGCCCUAACUCCAACAAGAACAAGGAUAAGGCUCGCGGAUGCGCUCAAACCUGUACUUGCCCACCUGGUCAAUGUACCUGCGCCAACUGUCCCGCCAAGGCCAAGAAGGAAGAAUCGAAAGGUUGCUCAUGUGGAGACUCGUGCAGCUGUCCUCCAGGUAAAUGUACCUGCGAUGACUGUCCUUCCAGCUCUAGGUAGAUGA